Cryptotermes secundus is the source of this 1422-nucleotide messenger RNA. RefSeq names its product hydroxylysine kinase. The transcript is spliced from 8 exons. NCBI's taxonomy places the organism in Eukaryota, Metazoa, Arthropoda, Insecta, Blattodea, Kalotermitidae. The record is from RefSeq and is a predicted model, not a curated record. Gene Ontology annotation, molecular function: amino acid kinase activity. The coding region runs from base 151 to 1245 and encodes 364 amino acids.
UAAGUAGGUUAGUUAUCACGUGUUUGUUAUCUCUGUGUUUAUUUCCGUAACUUCGAUAAAUUAGAUUUUAACUGCAUCAGAAGAAGAAUCCUGUCUGAAGUAGUUAGCAGUAUCUGCUAAUACGCGUAUGUGAAGGCCGAAGAGACAGCGAUGUUGCACCCUGGGCAGAGCAUACGACCUCAUCUGUCCCAGCAGAUGGCGAUGAGGCUGGUGCAGCGACUGUAUGGCCUGAAAGACAUAGCGAUCGUCGAACUGAACGGGUAUGAUGAUAAGAACUACCACGUGAAGAUCUGUGGAGAUAGGAAUGAGUCACGUUUAUGGGCACAUGGAUUUGUUCUGAAAGUGAUGAAUUCACUAGAUUCGCAGAAGCUACCAUUGAUUGAGGCACAGACAGAAAUUGCUCUGUACUUGGGAGCUCAUGGAGUAAACUGUCCACAGCCUGUCAAGAACCUGUCCGGAAAUUAUUACUCGUUGGAGGAAUUAACUGCAAACGACUCCAGCGGUCAGAAGCAUGUGGUACGUUUGCUCACCUAUCAGCCCGGCAAGCUACUGAAAGAAGUGCCGUGUACAAAACAGUUGAUGCUGAAGGUGGGAAAGUUCGUAGCAGAGAUAGAUCAUAUGCUAAAGGGCUUUCACCACCCUGCCUACGACAACAACAAGAGCGUAUGGUCAUUGGAAUCUGUUCCAUUACUCAGAAAAUUCACGUUUUCAAUUCAAGAUGCUGAAAGGAAUGCUUUAGUUAACACCAUAAUUGAUGCUUUUGAGACAGCAGUGGUAUCAGUAUUUGACGCUAUGGAGAAAGGUCUAAUCCAUGGUGAUUUCAAUGAGCAGAAUGUGGUGGUUGGAGCCAAUCCUUCUGACUGUUCCUGGGAUAUUGCUGCAGUGCUUGACUUUGGGGACACUCAGCACUCAUGUUAUCUGUUUGAACUGGCCAUCUGCAUCUGCUACAUGAUGCUUCUAGCUGCAGAUUCAAACCCUCUAGAUGUAGGUGGACAUGUAAUAGCAGGUUAUAGCAUGGUUCGCACCCUGCCAGAUGUUGAAUUUAGCAUUUUGAAGAUAUGUGUGAGUGCUCGACUGUGUCAGAGUUUAGUGUUGGGUGCUUACUCCUACCUGCAAGACCCAGGGAAUGAAUAUUUGCUUACCACAUCCCAGAAGGGCUGGGACGUGUUACAGCUAAUUUGGAACACACCAAACAAUGACCUCAUGAGCAAAUGGAAAGAAACUGUCACAUCAUAUCAAGAAUAAUUACUGCAGUUACUGUGCUGCAGGAAGAAAUUAUUUCUUAAAUUUGUCAUUACCACCACCGCCGCCACCAGUAUAUGUCACAAAAAUCAUUUCUCUUAAUAUGCCAUAUUGGUACCUGAUUUAAAAAUGUAAAAAUAUAAAUAAAUGUAUUCAUAAAGAUUAAAUGUAAUACAAGCU